This is a messenger RNA of Necator americanus (New World hookworm), 1419 nucleotides long. RefSeq lists its product as uncharacterized. Lineage: Eukaryota; Metazoa; Nematoda; Chromadorea; Rhabditida; Ancylostomatidae. The record is from RefSeq and is a predicted model, not a curated record. Bases 1 to 1419 code for a protein of 472 amino acids. The transcript is spliced from 12 exons.
AUGAACAUAGUUUUGGUGCCGUUUAUCUACAACUGUCCGCUCUUUACAAUAAUGAGAGCAGUAAUACUGGUAAUACUCGCCCUGUCUCAUGUUGCACCAUCAAUGGCCUCCAAGAUGGCGGAAUGCGACGAAUCUGCAAUCGCAACAGACGAUUAUCGAAAACUAUUUCUGCACGAACACAACGUUAAAAGACAUUCGCUUGCAAAAGGAGAAGUGCUCACAGCAGAUCAACGCAAACUACAAGGAUCGGCGAGAUUGUUCAAAUUUAGCUAUGACUGCAGAUUGGAAUCGCUCGCGAAAUAUCUUGCUACUGAUUGUAAUGGCCGUAUACCUGCAGCGAACAUGAGCUCUUUUGGACGUAGUGAAAACUAUUACUGGACCCGAGAAGUCCCACAGCACAUAUUGGACAGCGCAAAUAAUCUUCAGUACCGUUUCGCAGAUGUUGUUAAUCAGUGGUGGUACACGUUAGAAGAUGGGAAUAUCGGUUCAGAUGUCUUAUACACCGAUGAAAAGAUGAAAGCAUUUGCAAACAUGGCUUACAAAGGAUCAACAUCUCUUGGGUGUUAUAACGUUUUAUGUCAGUCUGGUAGUACCUACAAUCUCGCUACGGCCUGUGUAUACAGCACCAUCCCCAAGUCGGGUGAAUCGCUGUAUUCCACUGCAAAAACAAAUGGCUGCACAAAAUCGACAACGUGUCGCAAAGAAAUUAACAAUUCUGAAUGUAUUCUCAGAAAUGACACGACAGAGGGGGACCUUGCAGGACUCUGCCGAAUAAAAUUAACGGAAAUAACAGUUACUACAGCAGCACCAGGUGUAGACACAACGGAAAAAACUACAGUGGUACUUACUACAGACGGAACUACAGUGGCAUCGACAGCAGCAAAAACAACCGUAUCAUCCUUCACACAACAAACCACUGUUGCAACAACAGUAGCGCCCAGCUCCAGUGAAAUGACCAAACGAAUACGGAAUGAAGUAGUCAGAACGCACAACGACUACAGAUCGUUUCUUGCUGAAGGAUCUGUUAGGAAUGGGAAACCAGGAAAGCCGAAUCUUCCAACAGCUACUAAUAUGCUAACAAUGGAAUAUAACUUGUCACUGGAAACGGAGGCUCAAGCACUCGCGGAUAAUUGUGCUCCCGCUGGGUUGAGUCCGAAUCCGGGCGAAAACACUUAUGUCAUUCAAUCAACAUCAGUUUCAGCGUCGGAUGCAAUAAAGCAAUCUAUGGAAAAAUGGUGGGAUGAAAUCUAUUCCACCUCCGUGGGGAAAAAUUUGAGAUAUACUUUGAAUUUGCAAUCGAAGCCUAACGCGCCUACGAGAUUUACUCAGAUGGCGUGGGCAGACACCUAUGGCGUCGGAUGCGGAAUAAAACGGUGCUCCACCUCGACUUAUAUAGUGUGCCGAUACCAUCCACCGUAA